AAUGAAAAAUUCAUAAAAUUAUAGUUCGGCCGUUCAGAGAAUGCGUUCCUGACACCUAUCAGUUAGUCAGGACUAGUGAUGGGCACAACAUAACACUGAGUUCGUUACCGUUCCCCCAAAAUAAACCGCCGCAUUAUUUUAAGAUUAUUUUCGUUUUAAAUUGGCGGAAUCAUUUAAAAUUUAUAUUUUAGUUAUUUAAGUGGAAACCAAAAAAAGGUAAUAUUCAUAUAAUAAAAUCGUUUUAUUUAUUCUUUGUUACAAAGUUACAAUCUGUAUUUCUAUGCAAUAAAGUAAGUACAUUGAAUUGAAUGUGCGUACAGAAUGUUAAUCAGACUCCGAUUCGCUUGAGGAGGUGGUGUCUUCAUCAUCAUCUUCGCCUACGUGUAUAUUACGUGUAUAUUAGGUAUUAUCAAUAACAGAAUCAAUCCUGAUAUCUCGGUCAAAAUCUUCCAAAAUCAGGUUUUUAGAGCUCUACCUCACUGGGACGCCAUGGCGACGUCGCCAGCGGCACAGGUCUGGCUACUUCUGGCAUCCAAAUGUCGCCAAGUCGAGUGGCCAUGGCGUCUCGACAGUCAAUUGUUUACGUCGUCGCUCAAGAAAUUGCAAGCUGACUGGCGACCACAUUGGCGACUGUGUGAGGGAGGUGCGCUUUACCGUGUACAUUAUAGUGGCUACUGUGGCCACGUCGCCAAGUUGCCACGGUAGCCAGAAGCCACAUAGGGAACUGUAGCUCGUGGCCACGCCUCCAAUUUGGCGACGUUACCAAACCGUCGCCAAGUGAGUUAGGUUCUAUACAUUUCAAUACUAACUGCUUGGAUACGUAGCCGGCGACGUCGCCAUUGGCGUCCUAAUGAGGCAGGGCACUUAGUCUUAGCGCACGAAACGCUAACAAAUGACUAUUUAGCGUCACAAAAUGACGGCCCAUGAUGCCAUUUGGGGUUACCAUUUUCAACCUAAAUAUAAAAAUGCUACUUUCUUUCGCGCGUUCAUUUUGAUCAUAGUUUUAUUUUUAUAUUUCAUAAAAGUUAUCCUAUAGUCCAUUAUUUUCAAAUUCUUAAAAAGAAAAACAAAACUUAUUAUUUUAUAUUAUAAGUAUUACGUAUAAAGUAUUAAGUAUAAGAACCAUCAACCAGAACGGAUUACGAUACUUGCCUGUUAUUUUUAGCACAGCACUACAAAUAUAAAGCGCUGACAUAACCUUGUAAUAGCGCAGUAUAGAUUUAGAAAAAUAUUGUUUACCAAGUUAUUUGACACUCAAUUUGGCACAAAAUUACAACAUUCAUUGAUUAUUAUUGAUAUAAUAAUGUUGUUUUAAUGCUCAACAAUUGUUAAAACGAUAAACAACCAGCAAAAAUAUUUUUAUCGUACUGCAACGCCAUUACAAAGUUACGUCGUCAGUUCAAUCGCGAUGUGUCAGAAACGCAUUCUCUGAGCGGCCGAACUAUAAUAGCCAACAGCAGUAAACGAGAUUUAUUCGUACUGUUCAUGCAGGCUACAUGACUUGAUACGUAAUACAAAAAUCAAACAACAAUGACAACUCCCAAAUUACUAUACACUAUUGAGCAGCCCCAUGGGAUGGGUGAGCUAUAUUUUCUAUGGCAGAAAGGAGAGUCCCACUCAUUGCUGGCUACAACUGGUACUGAUGCUACAGUAGCUGUACAUGACAGGUCUGGACAACUGAUGGAGAGAAUGAAGCUACAGGGUCUAUGCGCAGGUAUGGAAUGGGAUCAAGACGGAGACUACCUAGCUAUCAUAACACCCAACAGUAACACAGUCUUACUAUGGGAGUGCCAUGCUAAUAAGAGGAUCAACAUAGAGACGGGGCUAAGGGAACCACCAUCAUGUAUAGCUUGGGCUUAUGGAGAGCCUCUGUUAGCUGUUGGCACACAGAAAGGGAAUCUUGCCUUGUAUAAUCAUCAUACAACAAAGAGAAUACCAAUAAUAGGAAAACACACAAAAAAGAUUACAUGUGCAGCAUGGAAUAAGGACAGUAUCCUAGUGUUGGCCUCCGAAGACAAGAGUUUGUCUAUAAACAAUUCUGAUGGUGACACUUUGAGGAUGAUAUCUCUGAGGGAUAUACCAAAUGAUCUGCAGUUCUCCGAGAUGAAGACUGAUGAACGAGUUGCUGGGGAAAAUACAAUAAGUCUUGUAGUUGGUAAAAGGACACUAUACCUAUACAACCUCUUAAACCCAGAAAAUCCCAUAGAGUUAGCAUUUCAACAGCGCUACGGCUCAAUAGUCUCAUACAAAUGGUACGGAGACGGCUACAUUCUAAUAGGAUUUAGUGCAGGGUUCAUUAUAGCAAUAUCAACUCAUAUCAAGGAGGUUGGUGAGGAAUUGUUUCAAGUGAAGAAUCAUAAAGAUAAUCUGACUGAUGUCGCUGUUUGUAAUGGACUUGCCGCAUCUUGUGGUGAUGGCCAAUUAAAACUAAUCGCAAUAUGGAACAACGGCGAGGUAUCAGGGUCAGUAAUGCCAGCAGGCGGUGCUGAACGUUGCGCAUGGAGUUCUGAUGGACGUCUGCUUGCGACGGCCGGUAGGGCGUAUCUGAACGUCUACGUGACUGCAUUGCCGCCAUUACAUGCGGCGUAUGGUACUAGAGUUAUAACGCUCACCAGUCUCACUGAGGCUACUGUGUAUCAGUGUAUUGCUGUGGGGGAUGAGCCGGAACCUGUUAAUAAGUCGGAACCGGCAGCUCUCGCUACUUACACACUACCAACAGAACCAAGCGUGAUCGCUCUAGGCGGGUCCCAUGUGUGCUGUGCUAGCGGCACUUUAGCAUGGUUCUACCCGCUUGCGGGAGGAGCUGCCACGAGGAGGCAAUACCCAGCAGCCAUAGAUGUCAUCACGUUGGCUGGGGACUAUGCUGCCGCGCUGUUUCAAGGACGAGCUAUGUUGCAUGCAAUUGACCAAGUGGAUCCAUCACAGCCGGAGAAAGAAGCCAUAUUGUUCCCCGAGCCGCACAUGCAGGGAGCUAAGAUCGUCGACAUACAUCUGACAAGCGACUUCUUUAUAUUCGUCACUGAUCAAGGGCACGUAGAAUACUUUGGGGUGGAAGAAUGGCGGUCUUGCGGCCGUUGGCGGCAUGCUUGCGGCGUCCGUGGCGUGUACUGCGACAUCGGCGGCGCCCGCGCCUGCGUGCUGGACGAGCGGCGCCGCGUGCACGUGUACUGUCCCGCGCCCGACCACGUGUGUGCGCUGCAGCGCUCGCAGGCCGCUGAUGUUAGGGGCAUAAUCUGGGACAUCUGCCUAUCUGACCGCAACGUGUUCAUAAUCUACACAGACGAGGCGAUAGAGACUUACUACUACGCGGCAAAUUCUAUCAACGGCUCUCAUAUAGACUUGGUGGGGAUUACGCCGCUGUUGGCUGGUCAGAUACCGCUGAUUCUGUUCUCUGGAGAUGUUUACUGUUAUGGCAGUGGGGGAACAGUACUUAAACUAGCCCUAGACUCGCACAAUACAAGCGGCCUAGCAGACGCCGAUACAGAGAAACGUUUAGCCAAUCAACGUCGUCACAUAGACAAGUUGUUAGCGUUGAGACGGUUCAGCGAAGCUUGGUUAUUCUGUGACGCUGUGGAUGAACCGGAACUGUGGAGGAAGAUGGGGGAAGCUGCUAUUGCUGAACUUAAUGUGGAGUUUGCAAUCCGUGUCUAUACGAGGCUUAGUGACGUGGCUAUGGUAUGGGCUCUUGAAGACGCUUCGCAUAUUGAGGAUUUGUCCAUAUUAUGCGGAACUCUCUGCGCCUGUUUAUGCCAAGGUUCGGCAGCAGCUCGUUGGCUUGAAAGCUCCCCAGCCGGAGCGUUGCACGCGCUGGAGUUACACGCGGCUCGCGGGGACUGGGCACGUGCAGCCGACAUCGCCGCUGUCUCCUGUCCAGCUAAGGCGCCUGCUAUUACACUGCAUAGGGCACAGCAUUUGGAGCUCACAGCCGACUACCACGAAGCAUUAUCAAACUAUGAGAAAAGCCUCAUAACUGAAAACACAGACGACAUUAAAGUUAAAGAGCACAACGACAAAUGCGAAGCCGGGAUUGCUCGUAUGUCGAUACGUUGUGGUGACGUCAUGAGAGGACUGACCACUGCCAUGAAACAUUCUCACGAUAUCAUGCUAGUUAAAGAAUGCGCUCAACUACUCGAAGAAGAAAAACAGUAUACGCACGCAGCUGCCUUAUAUGAUCAAGCAGGGAAUACGGAAAAAGCAGCUUCGUUGUAUAUUAAACUCAAAUCCUGGCUUAAAGUUGAAGCUUUACUCCCAAAAAUCAAUUCUCCAAGCAUACAUAUACAGUAUGCUAAAGCUAAAGAAGCAGAAGGGAGAUACCACGAUGCUUUGAAGUCCUAUCUCAAAGCACAGGAUUAUGAAGCAGCAAUACGUCUCAACUUGGAUAAACUAGACGAUAUUGAUGAAGCGGUUAACUUAGUCCAAGAAACAAAGUCCAUACAAGGCGCAAAAAUGGUAGCAAAUUACUUCCAAAACAGUGAUGAUCCGACUUCAGCUAUCAAGUUCUUAGUAAUGUCUCUAUGUUACGACGAAGCGUUUCAAUUGGCAAGGAAGAAUGGCAAGUUGCAAUUAUAUGGAGAAAUAUUGAUACAAACUUCUCAAGCUAGGCCAGAGGACUUUAAGAGCUUGGCUUUGCAUUUUGAGGGGGAGAAAAAUCAUUUGUUGGCGGGGAAGUUUUAUUUCCACGCGGGGGAGUAUAGUAAGGCAAUGUCGCAUUUGUUGAGGAGUGGGGGGUCAGAGGAAGAGGACAAUGAGGCAAUUAGUAUUGCUAUUGAUGCGGCUGCUGCUAGUGAUGAUGAAAGGCUUACUAGGAGGCUAAUAGAAUUUCUAUUAGGAGAGACAGAUGGUACACCGCGUGAGCCCCGUCAUUUAUUCCGACUAUAUAUGGCCAAGAGACAAUUUGCUGAAGCUGCUAAAACUGCGAUAAUAAUAGCGGGAGCAGAAUGUCGGGCCGGUAAAUACCGCGAGGCUCGCGACGUAGUUCGCGCUAUGUGCGUAUCGCUGCGAGCUUCGCGCAUGCCGGUACCCAGGGACAUGAGGCAUGCCAUCGCCUUACUGCAUAGUUACAUAUUGGUGCGUACCCACGUCAAACGUGGCCGUCAUGAUCUGGCAGCGAGACUCCUGCUGCGUACUGCCGCUGACGUCACAUUCUUUCCAACACCACAGCAUCAAGUAUCGAUAUUGACAUCGACGGUAAUCGAGUGCAGUCGCGCUGGGUUGAAGCAUCAGGCUUAUCACUGGGCCAGAGUGUUGAUGCAGCCUGAAUAUCGGUCUCAGAUUGAUCCAAAGUAUGUGAAGAAGAUUGAGAGCGUAGUACGCCACGGGGCCCGCGAUCCCCCUGCCCCCGCGGUAACUUCCCCCUGCCCGCAGUGUAGCGCGGCCCUGCCCCAAGCAGAGCUGACGUGUGCGCGCUGCGAGGCUGACGUGCCCUUCUGUCUGGCUAGCGGGCUCCACAUAGUGAAAGAUGAUUUGACGGCGUGUCCAGAGUGCGAUUUUCCAGCUAUUCUCAGCGAAUUUGUGGAGAUUCUUCAAGAAGAAGGCAAGUGUCCGAUGUGUGGUGAAAACGUCGACUACCGUCGUCUCGUUAAGAUCGACGAUGUUGCUGCCUACAUGGAUCUUAAUACUACAGAAUAGAGUUCAUAUUAAUGUAUGAACUUUAAUGGAAGGUAUUUAUACUUAGCUCUCGAUUUAAUUUAGGGACUAUUUUGAUCACGUGGCAUAUCUUGAACUGGAUUUUUAUGCAGUUAAAAAAAAUGAGAUUCAAGGAUAUCUUAUUAUUUGAAACAAAUUCAGAGGACACAUUUUAAAGCAUGUUGAGGAGUGAUGCACCGAAUUUCUGACUAAUAUAAAAGCAAAAAAAAAGCCUUUGCAAAAUACUAAAAAUAUUGUUGCAAGUUUCAUUACUUUAAUAAAACAGGACUAUCACAAAUAAAUUGAAUCAAGUUAAUGCAUGUUGUGUCUGCAAGAAUGUCAUCUUUAACACGUGCAGACACACGCCGUUUAAGCAAUCCCGUCCUUCAAACAAAACACAAAAAUAAAUUAACCCUUAUUUCCUUUGAAAUAAGGUUUAAAUUAAUAUUAAUUCCCUCCGUGUUAAAGUAUUACAAAUCCCGCCGUUAUCGCCAAGGUUAUUUGAUUAUAUUCUUUGUGAACGCCUUGAGAUAACACUGUUUUUGUUGUGAUAUAAUGUUUGUGAUUGAGUAAUUCUAUCCGUCCAUUUUCAUAUAUUAUUGGUAGUUGUAAUAUUAGCUCUCUAUGGUUAGAAUAAGGUUUUAGUCUAAGGAUGUCAUUUGUGUCGAUGCUAAUGAUAUUUUGACAGUUAACUUGGUUGAUUGAUGACACAGAUUUUUUCCAAAUUAUAUUGGAAUAAGAUAUUUGUAGUACUAGGUACUAGAGUGGUUUUAUCUUUCGAAAGCCAACAUUUCUACAGAUCUGUCAAUGACGUCUAUGGACGUUGUUGGUGCCAUAUUUUUUUUGUUUAUAUACAAGAGUCACAGUGUGACCAGCCAGUGUUGUUUUCUUUUAUCGAUGUAUUUAUCAGAUCUAAAUAUUCAUAGUCAUUGUUGUUUUGUAAAAUGUCUCUAAUUCAUUUUUAUUAUCACUUCUAAAGCUGAAAGCUUAGAUGACAGACAAUUAUUUUCAUAGAUAUAUCUGAAGACUGUAUUUUUUUUUAUGAACAAAAUGUGUAUUAAAAAUAAGUUAUUAAGAUA
This is a messenger RNA of Helicoverpa armigera (cotton bollworm), 6704 nucleotides long. RefSeq names its product WD repeat-containing protein 19 (gene Oseg6). Gene Ontology annotation, cellular component: intraciliary transport particle A; cilium. Lineage: Eukaryota; Metazoa; Arthropoda; Insecta; Lepidoptera; Noctuidae. The transcript is spliced from 21 exons. Bases 1531 to 5628 code for a protein of 1365 amino acids. The record is from RefSeq and is a predicted model, not a curated record. Gene Ontology annotation, molecular function: protein binding. Gene Ontology annotation, biological process: intraciliary retrograde transport; cilium assembly.